Molecule: messenger RNA, 2472 nt
Organism: Gossypium arboreum
Lineage: Eukaryota; Viridiplantae; Streptophyta; Magnoliopsida; Malvales; Malvaceae
Exons: 3
Coding region: 1-2472 (823 amino acids)
Molecular function (GO): nucleic acid binding
Source: RefSeq, a predicted model, not a curated record
AUGACUAGAGAAACGAUUGAGAAUGCAAUAAGAAGUGGAAAGAUAGAGGCAGAAGAGAAUACCAAAAGGCUAGCCCCACGGAAAAAGGAAAAUGAUGUGAACAGUACGAACAUAGGGUACUUAAAAUCAUUUAUUGUUAAUCAGCCGAGAGCAGUGACUACUGGGAGUCAAGGUUCGUUAAGACAAGAGUCUGGCACAAAGAAAAACAAUGAGAAGCUUCAAUUUAUGCCUAUCCCAAUGUCAUAUAAGGAGUUGUAUCAAAGUUUAUUCGAUGCACAUGUGGUGGCCGCUUUUUACUUAAAUCCAUUACAAUCUCCAUACCCCAAAUGGUACGACGCAAACGCUCAAUAUGACUACCAUGCAGGAAUUUCGGGGCAUUCAAUAGAAAACUGCACUGCCUUUAAGAAAGUUGUUGAAAGACUUAUUAAAGUGGGCGUUGUGAAGUUUGAUAAUGCACCUAGUGUAGAAAAUCCGAUACCUAAUGACGCCGAUGGCGGGAUAAACACGAUAAGUGAAAAUAUGGGGAGAAAGGUCAAGACAGACAUUACUGAAGUGAAAACUCCUUUGAAAUGGGUCUGGAAGGAGAUGGCAAAAAGGAGAUUAGUUAUUUCGAAUUUGAAAAGGUGCGACGAAGGGAUAGAGAGCUACUGUGAAUUCCACUAUGAAGAGGGGCACGGAAUUCAAGAAUGUAAAGAGUUUAGAGCUUUGAUUCAGGGCUUGAUGGACAACAAGGAGAUAAAAUUUUAUGAAGAGGUCGAAGAGGAGGGGUGUAUAUAUAUGUCAGAAUCAAUGUCGAAGGGCCCGAAGGUCAAUUAUCCUAUGGUUAUCAUUUCGCGUUCGAAAAAUGAUGUGGGAAUUCAAAUGACGCCAAAGGUUAUAAUUCAGAAACCAGCAGUUUUCUCUUACAAAGAAAACAAAAGGGUCCAUUGGAAUUAUGAUUGUAAUGUGACAAUCCUGGGGAAGGAGAGUUCAGCUAAGGAGGAUCAAGAUAUAGAACCUGUAAAAAGAAAAGCUCCGAUAGCGAAACUAAAGAAGGGAAAAGCUAUUGAGUCUGAGAUUCCUGUCAAUGAACCAAUAAAAGAGGAGGAAGCUAAGGAAUUCUUAAAAUUCCUAAAACAUAGUGAAUAUAGUGUGGUGGAACAGUUGCAUAAACAACUAGCUCACAUAUCUAUACUAGCUUUGCUCCUAAGUUCAGAGGUCCACCGAAAUGCAUUGAUGAAAGUGUUAAAUGAGACGUAUGUGGCUAAUGACAUCUCCGUCAAUAAGUUGGAUCGGCUGAUUAAUAACAUAAGUGCUGAUAAUUUUAUCUUCUUCAACGAUGACGAAAUACCACCAGGAGGUAUGGGGUCCACUAAAGCUCUGCACAUCACUACCAGAGGCAAAGGAUACACAUUGCCAGAUGUCUUGAUAGAUAAUGGGUCGGCAUUGAAUGUAUUGCCCUUGUCUACAUUAAAUAGAUUACCUGUGGAUAGCUCACACAUGAAGGGGUGUCAGAAUAUAGUGCGGGCAUUUGAUGACACAGAGAGAAGAGUCAUGGGGAGAAUAGAAAUACCUUCUUUGAUUGGUUCAACUACAUAUGAGGUGGACUUUUUGGUUAUGGAUAUCAAACUCUCAUACAACUGCCUCUUAGGAAGACCUUGGAUACAUUUAGCAGGGGCAGUGCCUUUAUCAUUGCAUCAGAAGUUGAAGUUAGUAUCAGAGGGUCGGUUGGUAACGGUAAAUGCUGAAAAGGAUAUCAUUGCAGUUGUAAGCAGUGAUGCACCAUAUUUGGAUACAGAUGACGAAGCAAUCGAAUGUUCCUUAGAAUUUGUUAAUGUGACAUUCAUUAUUGAGGGGAGCAAGAUUCUGACACCGAAAUUAUCCAAAACUACAAGGAUGAGUCUACAGUUGAUGGUUGGAAGAGGAGCUUUACCAGGAAAGGGGCUUGGAAGACAUCUCCAGGGAAGGAUUGAAGUUUCGAUGUUGAAAGACAAAUGUGACCAUUUUGGUUUAGGGUUCAGGGCAGAUGCAAGACAAAGGAAGAAAGAAUUAGAAAAAAGGCAGGAAAGAAGAAAGGUACAAUUGAGUGGUGAAGAAAUCAAGUGGGAACCUAUGGUGAUCCCUUACAUAUCAAAGACUUUUGUAUUGAAAGGGAUUAUUCAUCCCGAACGAAUGACGUCGAGGAAAAAAUACAUCGAAGAAAUGUUGAAAGAUAUUCACAUCAAUGCCAUAUUGGAAGAAGCGACUGAAGAAGGGACCUUGUCAGAUGUUCGUCCUUAUGAACCCGGGAGUGUUCUAGGCAACUGGAUUGUAGAAGACAUUCUUGUAGUAUUUAGAGCUUACUCAGAGUCUCCAGAUAUCAAUAAUAUGAGCGACACUGCUAACGACUCAGAGUCUCUUUUUGAGCAAGAUAUGUGUAUGGAGGAUUCUCAGGAUUUCGAAGUUGACCAAGGCUGUAGCCUAUCUCCUGAUUUGUUAAGGAUAGUAGAGUAA